Epinephelus moara (kelp grouper) is the source of this 2052-nucleotide messenger RNA. RefSeq names its product required for meiotic nuclear division 5 homolog B (gene rmnd5b). The record is from RefSeq and is a predicted model, not a curated record. NCBI's taxonomy places the organism in Eukaryota, Metazoa, Chordata, Actinopteri, Perciformes, Serranidae. Gene Ontology annotation, molecular function: protein binding; ubiquitin protein ligase activity. Bases 139 to 1314 code for a protein of 391 amino acids. Gene Ontology annotation, cellular component: GID complex; nucleus; cytoplasm. Gene Ontology annotation, biological process: proteasome-mediated ubiquitin-dependent protein catabolic process. The transcript has 10 exons.
AGAAUGCGACACAGGAACAUCCGCAUUACGACUGCUGGUGAAGUGCUACCAUAACAGGCAAGUGGCUAACGCUAAUGUCUGCUAACUAAUUAGCAGGAUAGGUGUCUUUUUGUGUGUGUGAGUGUUCCAGUCUGAACCAUGGAACAGUGUGCGUGUGUCGAGCGGGAGCUGGAGAAAGUGCUUCAUCGCUUUGUAAUGUACGGCCACCAGUCUGAGGAGAGGCUAGACGAGCUCCUGCGCAGCGUCUGCGAGAUUCGAGGACAGCUAGUUGCUUUCGGAGUACAAGAUGCAGACUUAUCAGUCCUAUCUCAGACUAUGGCACAGUGUUGUAAGAACAUCAAAGAAACAGUGCAGAUGCUAGCCUCCCGACAUAAGGACAUCCAUGGCAGUGUGUCAAAAGUGGGCAAAGCCAUUGACAGGAAUUUUGAUGCAGAGAUCAGUGCUGUGGUGGCAGAGACGGUGUGGGACACCCCAGAAAGACAGAAAUACCUGAGUGAGACCAUUGUGGAGCACCUGUACAGACAAGGGAUGCUCAGUGUAGCAGAGGAUCUUUGUCAGGAGUCUGGUGUAGUUAUAGAUAUGAGUAUGAAGCAGCCUUUCCUGGAGCUGAACAGAAUUCUUGAAGCUCUGAGGAUGCAGGACCUCAGGCCGGCACUAGAAUGGGCUGUGACGAAUCGGCAGCGCCUUUUGGACUUGAACAGCAGUCUAGAGUUCAAAUUGCACCGCUUGUACUUCAUCAGCCUGCUCAGCGGGGGAAUCGCCAACCAAAUGGAGGCCCUGCAGUAUGCCAGACACUUUCAGCCCUUCGCCUCCCAACACCAGAGAGAUAUUCAGAUUCUGAUGGGCAGUCUGGUGUACCUGCGUCACGGCAUCGAGAACUCUCCGUACCGCAGUCUGCUGGAGACAAAUCAGUGGGCAGAGAUCUGUAACAUCUUCACCCGGGAUGCCUGUGCUUUACUGGGCCUGUCUGUAGAGUCCCCACUCAGUGUUAGUUUUGCAUCGGGCUGUAUGGCCUUGCCAGUGCUGAUGAACAUCAAGCAGGUGAUAGAGCAAAGACAGUGCAGCGGAGUCUGGACGCACAAAGAUGAGUUGCCUAUUGAAAUCGACCUUGGGAAGAAAUGCUGGUACCACUCUGUGUUCGCCUGCCCAAUCCUCAGGCAGCAAACCUCAGAGAGCAAUCCUCCCAUGAAGCUCAUCUGUGGCCACGUCAUCUCCAGAGAUGCCCUCAACAAAUUGACUAACGCUGGGAAGUUGAAAUGUCCGUACUGCCCCAUGGAGCAGAAUCCGUCACACGCCAAGCAGAUCUACUUUUGAUACGGCACACUUUAUUCACGAGUAAGGAUGAAGUUCCCUGGAGCUCUUUGCAUUUCCAGGACCAUUUGCUCUGGCCCUUUUUCCUCUGUCCCUGGCCUCUCGGCCUGUUAUUGUAAGCAUUAAGGUUUUAUCCCAGUGCUCCUCUGGACAGCCUUGGCCAUCCCGUAACCCACCUUGGACCUUCCAACUUUGCGUAGUAUACAGAGUCCAGCGGGAAUGGUCAGACUACGACCUGUAGUAGAGUGAGGAGUCUGUCAGUAAUGAGAGCAUCCUCACGAAGAAGCACCUCUGAAAAAGGUUCAUUCAUUGAAACUCAUUUGCAAAUGCCUGCAGAGUUAUAGGCUUAUCUUUUUAAAGUAUGUAAUACUUUAUAGUGUUUGUUUUCUCGGCUUUAUCGACUGUUUGAGUUGGACGACUGCUUCAUUUUUUUCUCCUUUUUUUGUGACAGAAGCAGUUGAAUGAUAAUGGAUGGGUGAGUGUGGGUAAAUGGUAUAGAUAGGCAGUGUCUGGUUUCAGAAUGGUAAUAAUAAACUUCUAUUAUACAUGACAAAAACCACGGAAAAACAAACUGUGCUGAAGGUUUCUUAUUUGCUGGUGAAGGGAACUGUGGAGGUCUCCCUCGAAUCGAACUCUUGAUUGUGACCCAUUGCUCCUCCAUAAUGUAAUAAAGGCCUCACGUAGCUUGAAAGUCACUGUUGGCUGAUGUAUCCAUUUGAUCAGUAAAACAAUUAACUCAUC